AUGUUAUAUACCCGACACUGUUGGACUUUCAAGGUCCUCCUGGCGGACAUCCGGAGAUCUGGUUACAGAGUUGGACCAGCGUACACCGUGCUGGACGCCCCCAUCACGUCCCUGGGAUGGGUCCAGUCUCACCCACCAGAGGAGGGGUCAGUCCUUGGUCCUCAACAUCGACUGCAGGCCCCAGGAUGUCCCAGGUCACCAGGUCGAACUCUGGCAAGGACACCUCCUGAAUCCCACCUCCCGCUGAGGAACAACCCCUCCUCCAUGUUGGACAAUGCUGGGAAGAGGCGGUGGGAGCUGGGGUGGACGUCGGAGCUGUCCUUCCUGGAGGAGCCGAGCAACGUGAUUGCCGUGCGCGGGAGGCCGCUGGUGCUGCACUGCCGCGUGGAGGGAGAGGAGCCCAUCAGCAUCAGCUGGAGGAGGGGUGGGCGCCCUCUGUCGCCGAGCCCCCGGCGCUCGCUGCUGGCCAACGGCUCCCUCCUCAUCACCAGCUUCCUGAGCAGGGAGAACGAGUCCGACUCGGGGGAGUACGACUGCACCGCGCAGAACCGCUUCGGCCUCUUGCUCAGCCGCAGGGCCCGGGUGCAGGUGGCAACCCUCUCUCGGUUCCUGACCCACCCGCAGUCCAUGAGAGUUCAGCUGGGAGGUGUGGCUCGCUUCCAGUGUCAAAUCAACGGUGUUCCCAGAGCCACAAUAACCUGGGAACUCAAUCGUGUUCCCCUGAACAUGGAUGACAACAGGUUCACCCUGCUGCCGAGCGGUGUGCUGCAGAUCACGGGGGUUGGACAGCAGGACCUGGGGGACUACCGCUGCGUGGCAGCCAACGCGGCCAACUCCCGGGCCAGUCAGGAGGCUCGGCUCACCCUGGCAGGGUGGUCUCCCCGGACGGACCAGGAGCCCGAGAUCCUGUCGGGACCCCAGGACCUGACCCUCACCGUGCACCAGACGGCCAUCCUGGAGUGUAUCGCCACCGGCAACCCUCGGCCCAUCGUGUCCUGGAGCCGGCUCGAUGGCCGGUCGAUCGGUGUGGACGGGAUCGAGGUCCUCGGCACCGGGAACCUGAAGAUCUCCGACGUGACGGUUCAUCAUUCCGGGGUCUACGUCUGCGCUGCCAACAAACCCGGCACCCGGGUCCGCCGCACCGCCCAGGGGCGCCUGGUGGUGCAAGCCCCUCCGGAGUUCGUGCAGUGGCCGCAGUCGGUCAGUAAGCGGGUGGGCAGUACGGCGGUCUUCACCUGCGUGGCCCAGGGGGUCCCAGAGCCGCAGCUGGUCUGGCUGAAGAAUGGCCGAGUCCUCGCUGCUCCCAGCGACAACAUCAAACUCACCCACAGCAACAGCACCCUGAUUAUUAACCGUGUCACGGGCUCGGACGAGGCCAUCUACCAGUGCAUCGCCCGCAACAGUGCCGGCACCAACCAGGCCAGCGCCCGGCUGGCGGUCACCCUGUCCCAGGAGCUACCCGCCGCCCCCGAGGGGGUCCGCGCCGAGCCCGUCUCCCCCACCGCCAUCCGCCUCUCCUGGAGGGAGCCCUCGCACUCCGUCACUGAGGAGAUCAUCGGAUACGUCCUCCACAUCCGGCCCGCCUCAGAGCCGGCCGGGAAGGAGUUGCAGGAGGCAGUCGGUCGGACUACGUUGGAGCACAUCUUCACCAACCUGCAGCCCGACACCGAGUACUCCAUGUACGUCAAGGCCUAUUCGCCCGUGGGAGCCAGCGGACAGUCGCAGCUCGUCACCGCCAGCACUGGGGGGGAAGUUCCAGAUGUGAUGUUCUUCGCCCAGGUGUUGAACGGGACGGCGGUGCAGGUGUUCUGGGAGCCCUCCCCCCGGCCCAGGCUGGUCAGGGGCUACAAGCUGUACCUCAGGAAGCUGCCGAGCUCCCGGAUCCUGGGUCCCACCCUCCUGCCCAGCUCGGCCAACACUCACACCUUCACUCAGCUGGAACCCUCGGCCUUGUACGAGAUCAAGAUGCAGGCAUUUAACCAGCACGGUGAUGGGAACAGCACUGUCCGCUUUGUAUCUCUCGGAGAGAGCACAGAGAGCCCAGGCACGUUCACCCUGCAAGACCCUGGCUGCGACUGCCAGAAGCCCCAGGAGGCCUCGCUGAGCGGGAUUGUGGUCGGCAUUCACAUCGGGAUUGCCUGCAUCAUCUUCUGCAUCCUGUUCCUGAUGCUGGGGUACCGCAGGAGGCUGUUGGGCUGUCGAGGCAUCAAGGAGAGUUGGUCGGUCCCCCAGCCUUGGCACAGCACGGCCCAGGAGGGGCAGAACGGUCACCUGGGGCUGGAGGGGAAGGACGGCCGGGAGCUGGAGCUGACCGAGCUGAAGGGGAACCCGGAGAGGACUGGCAGCCCGGCUCAGCUCCAGCAGAGACCCUGAGGAGCCUCGGACAGAGAGAACAGCACCUCCGCCCCAAGGUGCGAGCUGCU
Messenger RNA from Pristis pectinata (smalltooth sawfish), 2423 nucleotides. Its product is annotated as immunoglobulin superfamily DCC subclass member 3-like. Lineage: Eukaryota; Metazoa; Chordata; Chondrichthyes; Rhinopristiformes; Pristidae. Gene Ontology annotation, cellular component: axon; plasma membrane. Gene Ontology annotation, biological process: axon guidance; cell-cell adhesion. The coding region runs from base 1 to 2373 and encodes 790 amino acids. The transcript is spliced from 14 exons. Gene Ontology annotation, molecular function: protein binding. The record is from RefSeq and is a predicted model, not a curated record.